Molecule: messenger RNA, 1856 nt
Organism: Podarcis muralis (Common wall lizard)
Lineage: Eukaryota; Metazoa; Chordata; Lepidosauria; Squamata; Lacertidae
Gene: CCDC71
Product: coiled-coil domain containing 71
Source: RefSeq, a predicted model, not a curated record
GCCUCGUAUUUCCGGCGCUCCGCGGGCGGCCAUGUUGCAGGGGCUGGAACGGCGCAGCGGCUUUUGCUGGGUCCCGCGGCGGCCGACUUGUCAUGCUGGAGUGUCCAUGAUUCUCAGGUGCGCAACAGGUGUUUCCACAUCCUUGAAACUUAAACCUUCGUUCCAGGUGACCUGCAUUGGCUUCCACGUGGUUUGGACCCCUAAGAAGUUCCCGCUAGCCUAAUGCCAUGAAUGUUGAGGUGGACAAUGCGGAAGAAAAAGCAGUCCAUUCGUGGUCAAGGAUCUCCUCCGCAGGACAGAAGGCCUUGGAAGAAGCUCUGCGAGUCUUCAACCCCAUGUCCAGGGACCUGUCUGACACGGAGACCCAGCUGGUAGCUUUUCUCCAAGGCCUCAGGGAGGAAGGCUACCAGCCCACCAUCCUCAGAAGCAAAGACGUUUAUGGGUACAUGUCAUGCACUGCCCGUAUGCCCAGUCAGGCAAAAGACAGCAUUCCCGACACUUCAAAAGCAGCUGCCCCUAUUUCGGAAUCCGCAAAGGCUCCGGCCCGAAGCACCGUGGUCGUAGCAAAGGUACCUGGCCCCUUAGCAGGCGUUACUGUAAGUUCUCCCAAAGACUCUGAAAAGCCAUUGCCGAAGAGCAGUAAAUCCACCAACCUCCUGUUGAACUCUUUGAAACGGACACGCUCAGGCACAUCAAAUGCAUCUGCUGUGGGCUUCCCUGCUCACAUGUACCCUGGCGUCUACCCAGCCAUGAGACUGUCUGUUGUGCUGGAAGCCUUGGUCCCUCUGAAAGCCACAGCCUCCUGCCUGGAGUCCAAAUGUGAACAAGGGCGCCUUGGGAUUUCACCCUCGGACCUUAAGCUCCUCAAGGCAGCUGGGGCGUCCAGGCAGCCUCCGGCCAUCAAAGCUACGAAAAUGCCACCCGGUCAGUUGGACCCCAAAGGGUAUAGGCACGCUGCGAAAAAAGGACCGGACUCUGGCGCUCUGUCGGUGAGCCUCGUGAAAGGACCCAAGAGUGGCAUUCUGCAGGAGAGCAACGCUUGCAAAGCCUCCGGGGUUCUGAACGGCCGGCUUUCUGGAAGCACCUCCCAGAGCUCCAGUACUGGGACGUCCAGGACGAAGGAGCCGCCCGCGGCCAAAACGGAACGGAGAGGUGGCGGCAGCCGCCAGGAGACGGCCGAGCAGAAGAGGAAAAGAGCGGAGGAGGGGAAGGAGUUGCCGCACAGGAAGAAAACGACCCCCGGCAAACCAGAUCUGGCGUCCGCGACAUUGAACCUGCUGAAGUUCCGGGCGAUCAAGGUGAACAGCUCUUCCGAUGACGAGUUGCGGAGGAGAGCACAGAAGAUCCUCCGGGUGAAUCUGUCCCCUGUCAUCAGAAUCCAGCCGUUGCCUCACUCCCGCAGCGUCCCUUGAGGGGCUCGGAGAAGUUGGAGCCGCAGGGCCACGAAUGCAGGCGCCAUCAUGCAGACUGCAGGCCUCUUGCGGGGGGAGUUGAUGAGGAUAUCCACGUUUGCAGUCCUCAGGCCUGUCACUAGCAGCUGGGGGGAGUUCUGCAGAGUUGGGCAACUGUUGGAUUAUAUAUUAUAAAAAAAAACUUUUUGAGAGGCCUCCGAGGCUUCGUCCUGAUAGAUAUAAGGCGCAGAGCAUUAGCCUUCCUCUAGAACACUUUUCUACCAUGCUUUUUCAACAUGGCAGAGCACACAUCUGGGAUGUGGCGGCACUGGGGAUGAUUGGUGUACUGUGAUAUUUUACUUUUCUUUUUUUUAAAAAGCAAGCAAACCUGUAAACCUACUUGGUUUUGAUUUGAUCAUAUUUUAUAUACUUAUUAUUAAAUAUAAAUAUCUACGGACUCACAUA